Aspergillus wentii DTO 134E9 is the source of this 494-nucleotide messenger RNA. RefSeq lists its product as uncharacterized. The transcript has a single exon. NCBI's taxonomy places the organism in Eukaryota, Fungi, Ascomycota, Eurotiomycetes, Eurotiales, Aspergillaceae. The record is from RefSeq and is a predicted model, not a curated record. The annotation marks the transcript as partial.
GAAGAUCUUCCUUGCAGGAACAUGCAAGAAGGAGGUGCAGGCUCCUAUCUCAUCCCAGCAACGUAGCAAGAAAAAGAUGGUAUGUCCAUAUGCAGCUCAUACGAGCGGGAUAUUCGAAAUUCUAACAUGCGAAAGAGAGAAAGGGGGCUAGUAAUUAUUGGAUACGCAUGCCAUGGUGUUGACUAUGGUAAUUAGUUCAGGAUCACGUCUACAGGAGGGUAGGUCUCCUAUCCUAGCAUUGUUGUUAUGGCUUCAGGCUGAUGCUCCAGUAGUCCAUUCCAACAAUAUUGCAGGGAGCUUCAUUCAAAAAAUCCAGACGAUUCAAUGUGGGAAACACUUGAAGACCUUAUUCGGCACUAUAGAUGUUCACAUCGCCGAGUUCGUAUGCAGCUGGCCAAAGCUGGGACAAUUAUAUCAUGGACAGGCACCAACCCAUAGUAAAUUACUAGCAUCAACAACUCGAAUCGAUAAUUGAAUAAAAUCAUAUAUAUCGC